Pogonomyrmex barbatus (red harvester ant) is the source of this 745-nucleotide messenger RNA. RefSeq names its product oligosaccharyltransferase complex subunit OSTC. Gene Ontology annotation, cellular component: oligosaccharyltransferase complex. Lineage: Eukaryota; Metazoa; Arthropoda; Insecta; Hymenoptera; Formicidae. The record is from RefSeq and is a predicted model, not a curated record.
UAUCGGAACGCAGUCUAAAUUUCCGUACCAAAGUAGAAUCGAAUUGAAGACUUCGGUGGAAACUAGACCAUUGAGGUAUCAGAUGAAUGUUCCCGGUUCUCGAAUGAGAUCUUUAUUUUUCCAUUGCAUAGACAGUUUAGCAAGCGUUAGAUUCAAUCGCAAACAGGAUGGAGUGUGUUUACCGGUUACCAUUCUUAAUCCUGGAAGUGCCUAAUUUGAAACUGAAGAGACCGUCCUGGUUUGUGAAACCUAGCGCUAUGGUAGUCUUUUCCUUCAUUCUGCUAUCGUACUUCUUGGUGACAGGAGGAAUUAUAUAUGAUGUAAUCGUUGAACCACCCAGUGUAGGAUCUACAACAGAUGAACAUGGUCAUACGAGACCUGUAGCAUUUAUGCCCUAUCGUGUAAAUGGACAAUAUAUUAUGGAGGGCUUAGCUUCCAGUUUCUUGUUUACAAUGGGAGGCUUGGGCUUCAUUAUAUUAGAUCAAACACAUGGCCCAUCAACACCAAAACUCAAUAGAGUUCUCCUAAUAUGUGUCGGAUUCCUUAGCAUACUCGUGUCAUUUAUUGCAUGCUGGAUAUUUAUGAAGAUGAAACUUCCGGGUUAUCUGCAAUCCUGAAUUACAGACAAUUGUAAAUUCUAUUAUUGUGAAUAUCAAUUUUUUAUAAUACUGUAUAGAAUAUGAACAUGUUAUAAUACUGGACUGAUAAUUUUUGUAAUAAAGAAAUAAAAUUAGCUUUAAGAGAA